AUGGCCAGUGAUUUGCGAACUUUGUUGAAGCGUGAACGCUUGCUUCAGCAAAAGGUGGCUAUCGUGGAGAAGUUUGUGAUAGCAUUUGACAAGGAUCGUGACGAGUGUGAAGUAGAAGUGCGACUUAAUGGCCUAGAAGAAGUGUAUGUGGAGUUUUUCGUGCUACGUGAGAAGAUUGAGUUGCUGAUGGAGGAUGAAGAGGACGAUGGAGACGACAUCGAUCCUGCUGAGAAGGAUGCAACUAACCGUGAACAACAGAAUUUUCUUGCCGCCGAAAACUUCGAAAACCGCUACUGCAAGUUGAAAGUUGCCCUGUUGAAACUGCUUCCACCAAAGGAUCCACCCCAGCGCAGCAGUGGAACCCCUGCUGAGCAAGCCACUACUCAUUCCAAGGUGAAGUUGCCGGAAAUAAGCUUACCUGUGUUUAGUGGAAAACUAGGAGAGUGGGUGAUGUUCCGUGAUACUUUCCGCAGCCUAAUCCAUCAAAACGGGCAGUUGAAUCCGAUGGAUAAAUUUACCUACCUGAGGACGUCGCUUACGGGAGAUGCUCUGAAGGAAAUCAACACCAUCGAACUCUCGGCUGCCAACUAUGAGGUUGCGUGGAAGGUUCUCCAAGAACGCUAUGAAAACAAGAAGCUGAUCGUUAAAGCGUAUUUGGAUGCGCUGUUUUCACUGGAGCCACUCAAGAAGGAGUCGUACGACGGACUGAAUCACCUCGUCAGCGAGUUCGAAAAGAACUUGCAGAUGUUGGACAAGGUAGGCGAGCAAACAGCCCAGUGGAGUACUAUUCUCGCCUACAUGCUUUGUGCCCGGAUGGAUACAGCAACGUUGCGUUUAUGGGAAGCGCACCAUAAUUCCAAAAACGUGCCGAAAUACCAGGAUUUGGUAACUUUCCUUCGCAAUCAGUGUUCCGUCCUGCAGUCAAUAGCUCCGUCGAAGUCUACCAGUUCCGAUCAACGCCAGUCGAAGAUUGCUGUGUGCCACGCUGUGGUGAAGAUGUCCAACAAAUGUCCAUUUUGUGGCGAGUCUUGGCAUUCUCCAUUUCACUGUACCAAGUUCCAGAAAAUGAAGGUCACGGAGCGCAACGAAGCGGUGAUGAAGAGCAAGCUAUGUCGGAACUGCCUGCAUCCUGGUCAUUUCUCUAGGACGUGCGAUAAAGGUGUCUGUCACCACUGCCGGCAGAAACACCACACCAUGCUGCACUUCACCCCGGGAGUUCUCGAACAAGCUCAAGUUCCGAGUCUCCCCCACAUUCUUAUCAGUGCAAGGCAUUGGGUUUGCUCCUGA
Molecule: messenger RNA, 1287 nt
Organism: Aedes albopictus (Asian tiger mosquito)
Lineage: Eukaryota; Metazoa; Arthropoda; Insecta; Diptera; Culicidae
Exons: 2
Coding region: 1-1287 (428 amino acids)
Source: RefSeq, a predicted model, not a curated record